AUGGCCGCUCCUCCUGUCCUUAAAGCCAUAGUACCUCCGCGAUACAUGCCCUUCGACAGAAUCAACCAUGUAUCUGCAGACAACGAUCAGCUCUUUAGUCUGAUUGAAGAGUUGGAGCAUCAUGUUGACUCGGCGACUGGUUUCCAUAAGCUCAAUAAUACGUUGAGCCAACACCACGACUUCAAGAACAACCCAAUUGCCUGCCCUCUAUGUCAAGAGGAUGACACUAUCGCCGACCCAAAGGUGGAAACUUUCGAUGCGAAGUUCGCGCGGCUUAUCGUCACCACGAGUCAACCGCCUCCGUACACCUUCUGCGUUGGAUCAGGUGCCGAUAUCAAUUCUACAUUGGUUGAAGCCGUCGCCAAUAUUGUAAAGAAAAAGAUUGAGCCGUGGCUAACCAAGCGUCUCGACACUGCUGCCACAGAACUCAAGACUACAGUCGAAGAACACUUCCAGUGGCAGGUCACUGUAGAAACUCAGAACUUCCUACAUCACCACGUACCGGAAAUCGAGGGAAAGAUUGAGCCCAAUGCCGAACGAAUCAAGUCGAAACUAGAGCCUGAGAUCACCCAGAAGUUGACUCGGCUAUGGCCACUAUUAAGAAUGAGAUGA
Molecule: messenger RNA, 612 nt
Organism: Fusarium venenatum
Lineage: Eukaryota; Fungi; Ascomycota; Sordariomycetes; Hypocreales; Nectriaceae
Source: RefSeq, a predicted model, not a curated record